UGCUCAGUCUCUGUUGAGCUACCGUCGCGUGUGGAGGUAGCUUGCUCCGUUUUUUUUUCUGCUCGCUCGCUCGUGUCACGAGCGUGAUCGCGAUUAGAGAGAUUAGUGCAUAAGUAUCCGAGUGCGAGUACAUAAUUACAUUGUGAACAGUUGAAAAAAUUGUGAACCUGCCAGGUGAUAGCAGCGCAGCACGCCGAAACCGAUGGGGGAUGACGUUCGAUGGAGAAAAAGAGGUCCUGUUUCGCCUUGAAAUGGAACGCUCGAGCAGCGGACGUGCUCGCAAAUAACGCGAUUGCAGUCGGUUCUGGAGGACGAUAAUCGUGGGAAGGAGUCCUCUAUCCACUUGGGCAUUUUCGACGAGGCGCCGCUCCGUUAGCCGACACUCGUGUGCAACAUGUUCGGGACGAAAUUGCGCACGUGGAUGGAGGCACACAUCGUGCGAUCGAAGAAGAAGAAGGACCGGAAGAAGGGCGACAAGGGAUUCGACUCGAACUGCAACUCCCCCAGGAGCCACAGCGCCAACAGAUCGCCCGCUUUGCACCAGGUACAUCCGCUGGACUCGCCAACGAAGAACGUGGACGGCAUCCGGUUGCACGGGGGCGGCUACGGCGCGACAGUGACCACUUCGUCCGGCACUUCCGGCGGCACCGCCGGAAGUGUGAGUCUCUCCUCGCCGGAGAGCGCGUACUCGACCGGCUACUCGACCGACGGCACCUCGCCCGGCACCAGUUUUCCGCCCGAGUAUUACAUCAACAUCAGGACCGGCACCCACUAUUUUCAGAACAACGGCAGCAGCAGCACCACCACCACCACCACCACUACCACCACCACCGCCGCCAACAAUAACAACAACAAUAACAACAAGACCAGGGCGAAAAGGCCGUCGGGCAAUACAGGAAAUCUGCCUCCGGCCGGUAACGUCUCACCAGGAAAUGGAAGAGUUCAGGAUAGGGGUCAGCCAUCCGCGAGCACGACGAACAUGACCAGAGACAACGGUCAGCCGGAAGUACGAACGAGCACGCCGCAAAAGAGUACAGAAAAUCACGGUCAGAGGCAACACCAGCAGCAGCAGAGGCAGCAGGAGAGCUCUCAUCGCAGAACGGAGUCUUAUUCCGCCGAUUCGACGAGGAAUAAUCUGCCGGUACCAUCGUCGAUACCCCCGCCCUUAGUCUCGCCUCCGGUGCAGUCUCCUCGCGAACGCUCCCGUAUCCGAACAAAUCCGUGGCUAUCAGCGAACUCCUCCGGAUCUAGCACGAACGGCCUGAAAUCGCGUCUCGCCCUGGACGAGAGCAGCAGCAGCUCGGGCUUAAAGCUCACGGAAUCCUCCGGUAGCGCCAGCGAUGUCAACCUGAACCUGAACGGCAGGGAGCCUCAUGGCAGGAGGGAGCAUCGUCAAGAAAGCCUCAGCGCAGGUCGAAGCCCGAUUAAUCAAAAUUGGAGGAUUUCAUCGGAUCUCCGACCGAAGAUCUCUUUGGCCUUGCAACGACGAGCCAGCAGCAGCAGCUCGUCGGCAUCCUCGGUAACGCGCAGCGUGCGUUCAUCUGAGGACGACAUUACGCUGAACGAGAUGAUGGGUAAGUUCGACGAAAGUUACGUAUACGAGAAAGAGACGGACAUCCUAUCGGACAGCGACCCGACCGAUUGCGAGGACUACAUCGACUCUCUGUCAGACAUCGACACCGGCCAGGACGGCGGCGACGAGAACGAUCCGUUCGAGAACGACGAGCUUGACUACAUCGACAACGGCUCGUUCCUCGAUCUGGACAGUCUUGAAUGUGGUGGCGCCGGCCACUUUCCCAAUACCGGCCACUGCACUUACUUCACCUUUACCAGCGAACUAAGUCGACGCGGCAGUAGGCUCCGCGAGUCCUUUCUGAAGCGCAGAAGCAAGGACGAGAUCGUCUCUCAAAGAAACGUGAAUGCGAGAUCUAGCGCCAAGAGACAGAGCUCGCGGCACAGGAAGAUGGAUGAUAAGCAAAGUGAGAAGCGCAAGAAGAGAAUAUCGCAGCGGCGCAAACCUACCUUAGAUAGAUGCGACGACGAGACAGCGAACCUGAAUCGGGUGCUCGUCGAAAGGAUGCUGUUGAAGAACUCUGGCUUCAAUCAGGGCAGCAGGAGCGUAGGCGGCACGCCGAUGUGCUUGCGACGUAGAAAGCACGACGUGAACAAGAAUCUCUCACCAAUGAGACUGAACGGUAAUCCGUCGGCUAUCAGAUCCUCCGAGAUCGAGAACGACAUCGUGAAGAGACGAUCGAAUUCAGUGAGUUACGUGAACGGCAACAUAGUGCGACGCCAUGUGGCCGGCAACACGUACAUGACCACGUUUGCAUCGGAGAUCGCAUUAAUGGAGGCAGACAAAGAGGCCGAUCGCAAAUAUCGCGAGCUUAUCCUAGAGGCGGAGAACAUUCUGGUGAGCAUGCAGAAGUACCAGAACCCUUCGCCGUGUGUGCCAUCGCCGUCACGUAAAUUGCAUAACGGUCUGGCGAACAAGCGUGUCGAGCUUAUCAAGAACACGGAACUGAACAUCGAACUGGCGUUGUCGAAAAGCCGUAAUUCCCAGCCAGAAUUGCAGAGCGGCAGUAUCCGUGAUCUGGAGCACACUAGCCCUAAGCGGCAAUUUACUCAGCCGUGUUCGCCAAUUCAUCGAUUUAUGGAGAGAAAUACGCCGGCCAAUUUCACGCCUCCGAAGGAGCCUCCGCCUGUUUUCCGGCAGCCCGAACUGUCUAAGUGUCCGGACUCGCCGGCGAUGACGCGCAGAACGACACCUCAGAGCUCGCCCAGUAAGAGCCUGAUGCACCAUCAGAUGCAUCGGGCACGUAACGGCGAUCCGGAAAACAGGGAAGGCAACAGAUCAUCUCGAAUCGCUUUGAAUUGUAAUGGCGAAAUAAAACCGGAAACUGUGAAUGUGAACAAAACUUCCCAUGGGGAGAAGAUUCACGCGAACGCGAUGCAAGGUUCUCUCACCGGAGGUAGAAAGGAAUUUCGCGUCGCGAGAGAAUCGACAAAGGAGGAGGGAGUGACGUCCAGCUCGUCGGAUUCCGAGGAGAAGUUCGACGUGAGACGGAGGGCUCCAUUGAUGACUUUCAGAUCUGUCGACAUGGGCCCCAUCAAGGAAGGAUCUUCCUACUGCCCGCAAAGCGAGCCGGUGAAAAGAAAAGUAUACGCCGGAAGCGCAACAUAUGGUAGAAUACAAAAGACAUUGGGCGAGCACGUUAUGCUGAGAAAUUCUGACGGUGAUACAGCAACCGAUGAUACAGAUGACUCGCGAAGAUCCCUGAAAGAGAAGGUAGCGCAGUUGCGGCAGGAACGACUAGCCGCCGAGGCAAACGCGAACAACAUUCAUGACUCGCAGUACUUUCAGCACCAGCUAUCUCAGUUAAGACGGCAGAUGCUGAUGCAAACGAUCGAGGGCCUGAAGCGCAGCCUUGAAGAUCAGUCGGCCACUUUGAAGCAAACGUGCUUGGAACCGACGAGUCUGUUGACCAACGAGCUGCCUACGUGUGUUGACUUCGUUUCGUUAAUCGGCAGGGAAAAAUUGAUCUGUCGUGAAAUCCUGACAAUGAAAACGGCACCGUCCGGCGAGUCAACGAUCUCACUUGAUUCUCUCGAACCUAUGCUGGAUCUCAUAUAUCCCAACAGGCUCCAUGAUCUUGUCGCAGUAGUCCUCCCACUCGCCCUCGCUCAGAUCCACGUCGGCGAACUCCUUGCCGCCGUCCACUGCCUUGGCCACCCAUCCCUCUCGCGCAGAGAAGUCGGAGGGCUCGAUGCCCCGGCAGUCGAACACGACGAUCGUCUUGAACUGUCCCUGGUCGUUCGCGGUGAAGGACCCGACCGAGUCCUCGAUUAUCGCCAUGGAGUUCUCGCGGGAACAGAGCUUGCACUUACUCACGAACAAGUGAACUUGAGACACCACCUGAACUCGGGUCCUGACGGCCGCAGCUCCUCGACGUUGUCGAGUCUGCACGUGAUCCGCAACGCUAUUUUCACCAUCUUCGACCGCGGAACUGCCGGCGUCCUGCCUACGGGAAACAGUCGAUCAAUUGAUGACGCGUAUAUAACGUAUACGCGAAGGGCGACGGGUAUUUAUGUUCGGGACGGUGCCCCUUACCUGUACGAGAUGCUUCCUCAGUUGUACGCGCACGCGCAAUGUGUGACGUUUCUCCGACGGCGCCUGGAUCACCUGGAUGCGCCUGGACGGCGGGGUUCGACUGGGUUCGACGUUCGGAGAGAUAACAAACGGAUGACAAGGAGUAUGUAUUCGACUCGGCGGUGUCUGGCUCUUCUCGCUUGCCUGGCGACCCUCGUCGCAGGCGGCUCCGUCGUCGCGCAGGACAUCCUGGGAUGCGGCGGUUUUCUGAAGAGUCAUGCCGACAUCGACUUCACGAAAGUGCACGUGAGGCUGUACACGAAGACCGGCAGCCUAAAGGAUCAGACCGAGUGCGCGCCCAACACUGGUUACUACUUCCUACCUCUGUAUGACAAGGGCGAAUACGUAUUGAAGGUGGAUCCUCCCAGAGGCUGGAGCUUUGAACCCACGGAGGUAAUGUUAAACGUAGAUGGUAUUACUGAUGACUGCAGUCAGGGGAAAGAUAUUAACUUUACGUUCAAAGGAUUUGGUAUUACAGGACGUGUGGUUAGUUUAGGCACUGAUUCUGGUCCUAAAGGAAUUACUAUUUCCUUAUAUAUGGAUAGCAAUAAACAAGUUCCCAUUAAAUCGACUUCAACAGCAGAAGGUGGGAUAUUUUACUUUACUCCUAUUCAACCUGGAAAAUACAUCCUUGUUGCGCAUCAUUCCAAGUGGAUAAUAAAAGAAAGUAAAAUCGAGGUAAUUGUACGAGAGGGAAACACAGAACUCGCAGAUGGCAGCUUGGUAGUAUCAGGAUAUGACGUUAGCGGCAAAGUCACCAGUGAAAAUGAACCAGUGGCUGGCGUAUCUUUCAUCCUUUUCGGCAAUGGCAUCGCCGAAAAAUGUGAGACUACUCCUGUAGAUAAAAAUUUAAACUUUGAGGAACUUUGCCACGUGACUUCGGACAAUACUGGUAGAUUUACAUUCCCCAGUUUGUCGCCUGGUGAUUAUAAGCUCGUACCUUAUUACGCCGGUGCCCAGACAAAAUUUGACGUUCAGCCACCGGAAUUGUCAUUCAAAGUUAGUCAUGGCAGUGUUGUCCUUCCUCAAGACUUUAAGGUAACUGGCUUUACGGUCGGCGGUCUGGUGCGUAGCUCCGCAAACGGAAAUCCGUUGUCGGGAGCAAAGAUAUUCUUGUCACAGAAGGAAGUUGCAGUCACGGAUAAGAACGGGAAAUAUGUACUGGACAAUAUGAAAGCCGGCCAAUAUACACUCAGGGCGGAAUCUGCGAAUGUACAAUUUAGCGAGAGGACAGUUAAAAUAUCUCCCACCUCACCUGAACUUCCGGUGCUGAUACCUUCAGCGUAUAAAGUUUCGGGUAAGGUAACUCUCUCGGCGAAAGGGACGCUGCAUUUCCGCCGAAUAUCCAUUCAGAAUACGGCCGCUUCGUUCUACAAGGAGCUGGACACUAAUGAGAAAACAGGAGAGUAUUCUGUGUACCUCGCGCCUGAUAAAUAUCAACUGAGUGUAAUUGUGAGCACAGAAGAGAAGACUAAAGGUUUACAAUUCUAUCCGCUGCAGCAAACAAUUGAUGUGACGUCUCAACCAAUUACCAAUGUCAACUUCCUACAAUUAAAGGCCACGUUAACGGGAAUGGUACACUGUUUGCCAGGGACAGAUUGCAGUCAAGCCUCUGUUACCUUGAAAAUACUCGAUGGAGUCACGAUAAAGACAGUACAAGCAAAAGUCGUUUUCCAUUACUUAGAUGGUCAAUAUGAGUUUACGGACGUGCUGCCCGGCCACUAUGAGAUUUUUAUUGACAACGACGUGUUUUGCUGGGAAAAUCCCAGUUAUAGGAUUUCGAUAACGUCGGAACGCGCCGAGGUGCCGCCGUUCAAACAAACUGGUUUUUCUAUUACCUUCAUAUCGUCUCACGACACGGUCGUAGAGUAUUUUGAACCUAAUAACACGAAAUUGAUAACUCUACCUCUGAACAAAGGCAGCAUGAGACACUGCGUGCCUAAAUCUGGAGCAUACACUUUUAUUCCGAAAGGUUGUCAUGUAUAUGAUAAUUCUUCCUACACUUGGGACACGAGCAAUCUCUCCCCAAUAUUGCUGCAUUCCACUGAACACACUCACAAAGGCAGUAUUAUAAGCUCAAGCGUGCAAAACAAUCUCAAAGUAAAGAUCGAAGAUGCAAACGACAGUGUCACGAUUGGUCCACUGAAACAUGUAAAGAAAGAUGGCGUGUAUAAGUAUGAAUUUGAGUUUAAAGCGAAAACAGAUAAUAUGUACACUAUCACGCCAUUAUCAGAUAUUCUGCUCUUUAAUCCACCAUCUCUGAAAGUCUUCGGUGUGAAUGACUGUCAUAACGACAUCGCAAGUUUUGCUGGUGAUCUAGGAAAGAUUAUAGCCGGACAAAUUUCUCCACCGCUAGAAGGUGUAACUAUACGAAUAAUUGGGAAAGAUGAAGAGAUUCCAAUUCACACAUUAGUUACACAAAAAGAUGGGACUUACAGCAUUGGACCUUUGGAUGGGAAAAUCAAAUACAGUGUUACAGCUGAGAAGGAAGGAUUUGUUAUCACUGGGCCUGAUGAUAAAGGAGUAUUCUUAGCUCAUAAAUUAGCUGAGAUCAUCGUGCAAGUUUCUGAUCAUGCCGACGGUUCUUCUUUGCAGGGUGUGCUUCUUUCUUUGUCUGGCGGUCAAAGUUAUCGCAAGAAUAGUAUAACCGGCGAAGAUGGAAAAUUCAUAUUUAAUUCAUUAUCACCAGGCGAAUAUUACCUACGACCAAUGAUGAAGGAGUAUCGCUUUGAUCCGCCAUCAAAGAUGAUUAACGUCAUGGAGGGAGCGACCGUUAAUGUGAAUUUAUUUGGUAACAGAGUCGCCUAUAGCGCUUACGGUUCUGUCACGUCUUUGAAUGGAGAACCGGAAGUUGGUUUGUUGGUCGAAGUUCAAGGUCAAGGAAAUUGUUCCAGUCUUCAAGAGGAGGCUACGACUGAAGAAAACGGUAACUUCAGGAUUCGUGGUCUUCAGCCCACGUGUACUUAUGCCUUCCGUCUGAAACCGAAUGUGGAGAGCAAUGCUCACAUACAGCGCACAAGCCCAAGCUCUCAGCUGGUGCAGCCGGUGGAGGACAUUCACGGCCUGCGGCUAAUCGCUUUUCAUCCAAUCUCGCGCACGGAUGUCUCGGUGCACGUCACAUCCGCCCAACCGGAACAUUAUCGCACGAUCAAAGUGAAGCUAUGUCGUGAGGACUCUCCCGACUCGCCGGUGCACAUUUCUAAGUUGGAUGUGCAGCAGACCACCAAUAAAAAUUCCGGCAAUUACAAUGCCGGUUUCCUGGUACAUUUCCCACCAUUGCAAGCCGACGGCAGAAAGUACUUUGUGCAAUUGGAGUCCUCAUUGUCCCAGGCUGUGCACAAAUAUCGCACUGUCCCUGUCUAUUUCGAGGCGAAUUCGUCGUUCAAGUACGUCAAGCUAGCAUUCAACGCGGAGCGGAAAGUCGAUCAGGGUGAGAUGAAUCAAACGUCGGUGAUCGCGUUACCGUUCAUCAUGCUAGUCGCGCUGGCGUUUCUGAAUCGCGAGAAACUGUGGGUCUGGUUGAACGCGCUACUGGAGAGACGCUCCAAGCCCGUGCCGAGCUCCAGAGCACCGGUCCAGGCCAUUCCCAUCGAUCCUAGAGCGGACGAUAUCAUAGUCGAACAAAUAAUGAACAUUAAUAAGAGAAAGACAAAGCCGCGAAAGACAUAG
This is a messenger RNA of Solenopsis invicta (red fire ant), 7816 nucleotides long. RefSeq lists its product as uncharacterized. Gene Ontology annotation, molecular function: carbohydrate binding. The record is from RefSeq and is a predicted model, not a curated record. NCBI's taxonomy places the organism in Eukaryota, Metazoa, Arthropoda, Insecta, Hymenoptera, Formicidae. The transcript has 25 exons. The coding region runs from base 395 to 7816 and encodes 2473 amino acids. Gene Ontology annotation, cellular component: endoplasmic reticulum membrane.